AUGAUAUGUGGUCCUUUUGUUGGAAUGAAUCUCCACACUCAAAAUAUCAUGUUUGGAGUUGGGUUUCUUUUGAAUGAGAAGGCAGGUUUUUUUGAGUUGCUUUUUAAUUCUUUUUUGAUAUCUAUGGGUGGGAAGCAACCGGUUACCAUCAUGACGGAUCAGUGUUCUGCCAUGGACAAGGCUAUAAGGGAAGUUUUUCCUAAAUCAAGGCAUCGGUUAUGUACGUGGCAUAUAGGAGAAAAUGCUAUUGUAAACAUCAAAGGUGUUAUGGCUAAAGAUGGUUUCAAACCUAGAUUUGAUUAUGUUUUGAAAUAUACUGACACAAUUGCCGAGUUUCAGCAUUAUUGGAAUAGUCUUAUGACUGAUUACAAUUGCAAGACACACAAAUGGAUAGAGAGGUUAUAUGAUUUGAAAGAGAAAUGGUGUCCUGCAUAUAACAAAGAGUGGUUUUCUUGGGGUAUUUUAUCUUCUCAAAGGAGUGAGACCACAAACCAUUCUAUUUCUAGGAGGUUGCAUAAAACGAACGGUUUAUGUGAUUUUUAUAAGUGUUUUUUGGAUGUAAUUGAUGAAUGGAGAAGUAAGGAGAACAAGGGAGAUUAUAAUUCUUCUACUGGAAAUAGAUAUUACUCAUGUGCGGAUAACAUGUUAUGUUUUCAUGCGCGGAAUGUGUAUACAAUUGCAAUAUAUUUGAUAUUUGAGCAACGAUUCAUCAAAGUAAUUGGUUUGAGAUGUCAACGCAUUUCCUAUGAGUUUCCAGUUUCUGAGUAUAUUGUUGGGCAUCCUACAAAGGACUUCAUUAGACAUGUUGUGAAGUUUAAUGAGCAAGAGAUGGUUGUUGAUUUUACUUGCAAGUCAUAUGGAGAAAUAGGCAUUCUUUGUUCUCAUAUUCUUCGAGUUUUUAUUGUUCAUAAUGUUGAAGAGAUUCCCAAACAAUACAUUAUGAAGAGAUGGACAAAAGAGGCUAUGAACACGAUUGUUGAAGAAGGAGAAGAUAGAGAUAAUGAAGUAAGUGUUGUUUCUGCUUCAGUUUGGAGGAUGCAAAUAAAGGAGUAUAUUGGUGGUGUUGAAGGGGAUGGUAAUGUAUCAAACAAGUAUGUGCGUGAUGAAACUCUACUUGAUGUCAUUGAGCCUUCAAUAGACACAGUUUUGCCAGAUGUUGUGGAACCGAUUGUUGAAAAAGUCAUUCCAACAAUGAUUCAAAAUCCACCAAAGCGAAAGAGGAAGAUUAAGAACGGGACUGAAAAGGCUAAUGAGAGGAAUAUGAGACCUAAAGGAAUUGUUGAGAAGAAACGCAAUAAACUGAAAGGUUGGAACAAGAGAAGAGAAAGACAUGUUGAUAAUUUGAGGGAGGAAACUCAGUCUACUGAUAAGUGCAUGUAUCAUAAAUUUACCUGUUGGUGGGGUUUUGGUUCAUCCAACAUCUUCAAAUUCACAAUUGGAAGCAUAUGUUCCAGAUGA
Molecule: messenger RNA, 1458 nt
Organism: Spinacia oleracea (spinach)
Lineage: Eukaryota; Viridiplantae; Streptophyta; Magnoliopsida; Caryophyllales; Amaranthaceae
Product: protein FAR1-RELATED SEQUENCE 5-like
Exons: 5
Coding region: 1-1458 (485 amino acids)
Source: RefSeq, a predicted model, not a curated record